This is a messenger RNA of Branchiostoma floridae (Florida lancelet), 1301 nucleotides long. RefSeq lists its product as uncharacterized. The transcript is spliced from 5 exons. Gene Ontology annotation, biological process: cell-matrix adhesion. Gene Ontology annotation, cellular component: lysosome; extracellular region. Gene Ontology annotation, molecular function: calcium ion binding. NCBI's taxonomy places the organism in Eukaryota, Metazoa, Chordata, Leptocardii, Amphioxiformes, Branchiostomatidae. The coding region runs from base 51 to 752 and encodes 233 amino acids. The record is from RefSeq and is a predicted model, not a curated record.
GUACAGUCCCGUGAUUCACCUGUACAAUAACACACCUGUCUAGCAGUAAGAUGAAGCACCUGACGCUACCUGUUCACGUCUUCGCCCUCUUCGCUGUCUGUUACGGACAGCAACAUUGCUGCUACCCUGACCAGUACGACCUGAGGGAGUCGGAGACAGGGUGGAACUAUGGGCCGGUGGGAGGGGUGUCGUCUUACCGAGGGUCCCGGCAUGUUGUGUACGACUUCGUCCACAAGAAACUGGCGAUUGAGGAAAGAACGGACUCCGGUGGUGUCCGACAGUACUAUAAGAUGAUUUACGACUAUCCAGAGGGUGCCCAUUAUCUAAUCAUGGGGACGGACUGCUUUAAAACCAAACUAACAGGAGACAUGAAACAACACUGCAUCCCAGGGCAAGCAUCCCAUGUCGGUUCGUACGUGUACGGUGCCGGGGACUCGGGUGUUCUGGUGGACGCGUUCCUGUUCCAGGUGAAGGGGAACGUCACGUCUCACCGGGAAGUCACCAGGGCGGGCUGUCUACCCGUCCGCGAGCUGCACACGCAUCUGGAGCCUGAUGACAAGACGAUUUCCAUGCAGUCGUUCACGUAUGAAAACGUCACCACCACAGUUGAGGACCCGAGUGUGUUCACACCUCCUGUUCCACCAUGUCCACCCAGACAUCAGUUCACACAGGAUGUCCAAGAUCCUGAGCUGUUGCAGUGGAUUGAAAAGACGAAAAGGGAGCAGCGAAUUUCAGAUCCUCCCCGACUCUGAAAGAAACCAUAUCUGUAACUAGCUUCAGUGCUACACGGGUGCACAAGACCAAUAUAGCCGUUUAUUAAACACCAGCUCGACCAUACUGUAAAUACAUGCGGAUUCAAUUGAAUGCUAGUGACAAAUACACAGUUAUAGGUCUUAAACCAUUAACGUUAAGGUCAAUCUUUGAAUAACAAUUUCAAGAGCUCAAUGACACAACAGACCAAACCACACCAUGUCUGUGAAUAACUCGUUUUCUGUAGCCGGGCAACUAUCUACACCACGUAAACCGCUGUACGUGUCAAGUAUUGUUUAGUAACAUAAAGAUAAACAAGGGAUAUAAUGUACAUAUUGACCCUUAGGUAACAAGGUCAAAGACCGCAAGGUCGUCGCGCGGCAACUACAAUCACGAGACAAUCAACGUUCCAUCGAACAUACAGUAGCAACCACAGAAGCAACGUUCUAUCGAGCCAGCUCAAGCCUUACAACAGGCACUAAAGCAACCACCGAUCUUGGCACUAAAUUGUAGUUUUGUGAGUUCUCCCAAUAAAGCGAGGUCAUUCCACA